GGGCGGGAUCACGUGCCUACAGCCGCCGGGCCAGGGCGCAGGUCACAAGUGGCGGCGGAGGGUGGGCUGUGCAGUCGGCUGUGUCCACCGGGAGCGGAGUCCAGGCGCUGGCAGGAUGCCCCUUGGUGCCUAUUGUAUCAUCUGCUGCAGAAGAAUAGGAACCUCUGCUCCCCGUUUAAAACGUCACACGUCCUGGAGAAAUAUCCGGAAUAUAAUAAGAGUCACUGGAUCCCUCCUUUUAGGGGGCUCUUUAUUUCUUACAUAUGAAGUUCUGGCCCUGAAAAAGUCUUUAACGUUAGACACUCAGGUGGUGGAAAGAGAAAAAAUGAAGUCUUACAUCUAUGUGCACACCGUUCCCAUGGACAAGGCAGAAAAUCGUGGGCUUGUUUGGCAGGCAAGAAAAGAACUUCACAAAGCAGUAAGGAAAGUGUUGACAGCAUCAGCCAGGGUACUGCGGAGCCCAUUUGCUGACUCUUUCAGCACAGUUGACAUAGAAGACCAUGACUGUGCCGUGUGGCUGCUCCUGAGGAAGAGCCAGGAGGACGAUAAGGCUGCCCGACUGAAGGCUGUGCAGGAGAUGUCAGAGGCCCACUACUGGCACAACUACCAGUACAGGAUAAUUGCUCAAGCCUGCGACCCAAGGACCCUUAUUGGUUUGGCACGAAGCAAAGAAAGUGAUCUUCGCUUUUUUCUCCCACCUCCUCCUCUGCCAUCUUUAAAAGAAGAUUCCUCCACUGAAGAGGAGCUCAGGCAUUUGCUGGCUUCUUUACCUCAGACAGAGCUCGAUGAGUGUCUCCAGUAUUUUACAUCCUUGGCUCUCAGUGAAACCAGCCAGAGCCUGGCUGCACAGAAGGGGGGACUCUGGUGUUUUGGAGGAAAUGGACUUCCUUACGCAGAAAGUUUUGGAGAAGUUCCCACCGCCACAGUGGAAAUGUUCUGCCUAGAAGCUAUAGUAAAGCAUUCUGAGAUACCUUCCCACUGUGACCACAUCGAAGCAGGCGGGGGCUUGCAGCUCCUGCAGAGGCUCUACCAGCUCCAUAAGGACUCCCCCAAAAUACAGAGAAACAUCAUGAGGAUCAUUGGAAACAUGGCCUUGAACGAGCACCUCCACCCUGCUAUAGUCCGCUCAGGUUGGGUUUCUAUAAUGGCAGAAGCUCUGAAAUCCUACCACAUUAUGGAGGCUUCCCAUGCUGCCAGAACCCUGGCUAAUCUAGACCGAGAAACUGUGCGUGAGAAAUACCAGGACGGAGUGUAUGUGCUGCAUCCCCAGUGUCGGACAAGUCAGCCCAUUAAAGCCGAUGUCCUUUUUAUUCAUGGCCUUAUGGGAGCAGCGUUUAAAACCUGGCGUCAGAAGGACAGUGAGCGGGUUCUGACAGAAAAUGCUUUGGUGGAUGAGAACAGGUACACGACAUGCUGGCCCAAGACAUGGCUGGCAAAAGACUGUCCUGCACUUCGCAUUAUAUCUGUGGAGUAUGACACCAGCCUCAGUGACUGGAGAGCAAGGUGCCCCAAGGAAAGAAAGUCCAUUGCAUUCAGAAGCAACGAACUCCUUAGCAAGCUCAGAGCUGCUGGUGUUGGGGAUAGGCCAAUGAUUUGGAUAUCACACAGCAUGGGAGGUCUUCUUGUCAAGAAGAUGCUGUUGGAGGCCUCCAAGAAGCCAGAACUGGGCGCCAUGAUAAAGAAUACCAGAGGAAUCAUUUUUUACAGUGUCCCUCACCACGGAUCCCACUUGGCUGAAUACUCCGUUAACGUUCGAUAUCUUCUCUUUCCUUCUUUGGAAGUCAAAGAACUCAGCAAGGAUUCUCCUGCACUGAAGACACUACAGGAUGACUUUGUGGAGUUUGCGAAAGACAAGAACUUCCAGGUGCUGAGUUUCGUAGAAACACAACCAACGUUUAUCGGCAGCAUGAUUAAACUGCACAUAGUGCCCGUGGAGUCUGCAGAUUUAGGCAUUGGGGAUCUAAUUCCUGUGGAUGUUAACCAUUUGGACAUCUGCAAGCCGAAGACAAAGGAUGCUUUUUUAUAUCAACGUACUCUACAGUUCAUCUGUGAAACUUUAGCCAGAGACCUUGGAAACUGACAGCUGCCUUUGUGUGAAUACAGAGCAAGAAACAUGGCUUUCUCCUCUUGUUAAGCUCUAUGCAGAUGUGCAGCCACAGUGGCGGCCUGUUCUGCAGUGUGGUGCAGACAGAAGGCAGCUCUUCACACCAGCACUGGGAAGUGCCCACACAGACCUGGCCGUCACAGAGGAAGGGUUAAAUGGAGUUGCUCUGGUCUAAAAGAAACUCCGUGGUGCCAGGCUCAGGGCUAAGGGACAGAGCUGCUGUGGCCAGAGCUGCUGUGGCCAGAGCGCCUGUCCACCUGAGACUGUCGUAGCUCAUCCAAGAGCCCUGGCAGGCAACUCCAAAUACCAUGAAAAUGCCAUCUGGAGAGAACAAACUAGAACUUACAGAGGCCAUGUUUGUCCUGGGUGCCAUGUGCAUAAUGGUCUAGUGCCAGUUUUUAACUGUUUGUCAGUUACGUAUUUGACACGUUCUCACUGGUUCUCACACGCCCAGUUGUAUGCACGGGCAGUCUCGUAUGCUUCUGUUUUUUCAUAUUGCUGAGAACAGUCUUUUUUCUAAAUAUUCUUUCUAGGAUAUUUUAACUAGUCAUGCAGUAAUGUGCUCUGGAUAAGGAAAAUGUAAGGAUCAGCAUAUGAAAAAAACUAUUUGAAGCUGCCAGAUCCACUAACCAAGUGGUAUCAGGACUCUCAACUUUCCUUUGUGUUCCCUUUAGAGGCACUUCUGGCAUGGGGGAGUAGGAAGUCAUGCUGGUGGGCUUUUUGUGUUUGAGUAAUAGCAUUAUUGACAUGAAAUCCAUUUCCUUUUUUUUUUUUUGGUGUAGUACUAGGGAUCAAACCCAAGACCUUGUGCAUGCUAGCCAAAUACUCUGCCAGGAAGCUACACCCCCAGCUCCAAGUGUUAACCUUUAAAGUAUACAUCUUACUGGUUUUUAGUACGUUCAGAGUUACCAACUAUCACCACUGUCAUUUUCAGACUGUUUUAUCGCUCACUGAGCAGCAGUCAGUUUCCAGUACUGUCCUAACCCCCUGGAACACCAACGUACUUUCCAUCUCUGGAUUCACCCAACGCCAUUCCUAAAGAUGCUGGCUUCACCUUGUUGCUCUUAGCAUAAUGGUUCCAUCUUGCCUUGGUCCUUUCCCAACUCUCGGCUUCUUCCCUGGCAUGAGGUGAGCAGUUCUGCUGACCCUACCAUUCUGUCACGAUGCCCUGUCUCACUCAAUGGGACCAGCGACCAGUGGCUGAAACCACGAGUCACUCGCUGCCCAGGUGUUUGUCAUAGCAGUGAAGGUAGAUACAGUUCUGCUUUAAAACUGGGAUCUGAAAAGAGCUAUCCGAUGUGUUAGUCAUUACUGUGGCUGUUUUUCUGAGUAGACAGCAUUUCUGUUCUGUUCGCGUGGUGGAAAUACCAUUUAUCACAAAGGUGUGGAUGAGGUUUGUCAUAUACCAGACCAAGGGGGAAGAAAUGAUGUCCUUUCUCGUGCUGGAGCAGGACAACGGACAACACAAGGGCAGCACUGGCCAAGACACACUUCUAAAAGCAGCACAACCCGAACAAGGAAGUGAUUGAAAAAACCGAACGAGCACAAUGACAUAGUACAAAAGCAGCAGCACAUUAAGGACUGGGCGAAUGAAGAGCCCACGAGCACAGGCAUGGCUUGAUGUGGACAGAGGCGCAGUAGCUGCAGAAGGAAAAUAAAAUGGAACUAGAAGCAAGCUAUUCGCUGCAGGACAGGCGCUGGCAGCAUCGUCGCAGGCCCGCGUGCCUUUAGUGACUGAAUGAAGGCAAACAGGGAGAGAAUGAAAAUACUGUGCUUUAAAAUGCAAACAGAACCCCCUAAAAACCAAGUAACCCUCCUACCACACGUUAGAAACAGGAAGGAAGGGAGGAAUCACAUUCUCAGCUAAAUUGCCCUUAAAAUGGCUGUCAGUGUAAUGAGCAGAUGUGGUCAGGCUGCAGGGACUCAAGCAGUGUUGACGAGGUCUAGAGCUUCAGCUCGAGUUUACGUCACUUAGUGCCCGUAAUGUAAUGGCAUGGAAUAUAAUGUGGUAUUUUAUCAUACAUAGAGUUCUAGAAUAAUGUUAAUAAUUUAUGGAUACAUUUGGGGUAAACAAACCCACAACUAAAAAUAUGUUGGUGAAAUCAUUAAAAAAUAUAUCUUGGGCUGCA
This is a messenger RNA of Peromyscus californicus insignis, 4233 nucleotides long. RefSeq names its product serine active site containing 1 (gene Serac1). The record is from RefSeq and is a predicted model, not a curated record. NCBI's taxonomy places the organism in Eukaryota, Metazoa, Chordata, Mammalia, Rodentia, Cricetidae.